This is a messenger RNA of Hypomesus transpacificus, 7265 nucleotides long. It is a transcript of the gene tmem132e, whose product is annotated as transmembrane protein 132E. Bases 1261 to 4479 code for a protein of 1072 amino acids. Lineage: Eukaryota; Metazoa; Chordata; Actinopteri; Osmeriformes; Osmeridae. The transcript has 9 exons. The record is from RefSeq and is a predicted model, not a curated record.
GGGAACAUAGAGCGAGGGAGAAGCAGCGUCCGUCGCCGCCGCAUGCAAAUGUCUACUUGACAUUGUUCAAAUAGGAUUUCCUAUUCCUAAUAGAUUUAGUUGUAUCUGGACAUUAUGGGAAGCUUCUCUAUGGCCACAUCCGAACCAGAAGAACGGUAAAGAACACUGCUGAAAUAUUCAACGCGGCAUUGGGGAGGGCAGAACAAUGAAGUAGAACUGUUCCUGAGUUUUGAAUCCCUGUCAGGCUGGACUUUGCAUACUGUUGUUUUUAGAGUAACGAUGAUUGGAUUCGAUAUUUUUGACGGGGUAAAUUUUAUCUUAAGGCAAGCAUUUGUUUUCUCUAUAGGCUACAGAGCUUAAUUUUGUCGGGAAAGUAAAUUAACCAUCAAAUCACUGCGCGAGGUAUGCUGAAGUAUUGACUAACAAGCCGUGGUCGGCAUUUGAGACGAAGCACCCAACCUAUAUGCACUACUAUAGAUGAAUGAUUUUAACUGAUACUUAGUAUGCAAUAACAUUAAGUUAUUCGUUGUAUAUUUUCCUCUGUUUAACUUGAAGACUCGGAAGAGGUUUUCAACAUAGUCACACGUCUUUGAACCCAUUAUCAGCAGUGAACGGCUGAUGGUCUCCAAAUGUAUCAAGCCUACCAUGCACCCAGCACAAAUGUGAAUAUUGCUUUGGGUCCGGAAUAAUAUAAUUGUGUGAUUGGUUUCGUGUCAUUGGAAUCAACUCUAGCUGUGACAUUUAAUCAAAAACAUAUUCAUAAAUGAUUUGAAAGAAACAUUAUCAGAGGCUGUGCGUUGCACCGGCGGAGACCUCUUCAGAAGUCGGCAAGUGUGCGAGCCAAGCCAAUACAUCAGAAACGGUUAGUUGCUACCAAGUCGACGCUAUUAGUGAAUUAGACCUGGAAACACCUCUACAUUGGAAACACGGAGCCCUCAACCGGUAGGCUCUUUCAUUGAAGACGCAAUUUAUUUGACGCGUGGUAGUCUAUAAACCACAACAAAACGGAUUCAUGUAACUUUCUUCAACCAUUUGGAAAAUUAGACCGCAUGCUGAUUGUGCCAUGCCUGCCAUUCAAACUAUUACUGGACUAAACACGGAUGACAUGACUUGCAAUCUGCUGUUCAAGUGAAGCACAAUAUUUUUUGUCCAAUCUAUUACACCAACUUUGGACACACAGAAGAACCGUCGGUCGGGAAUCUAUAUUUGAAAAGACCUUCUGAAGAUUUUAUUACAACUGGAUUUACUGGUACAUCUACGAUGUCAAUUGUACGCCCCUGCAGAGGAACUCUGCUGUUCGGCAUAGUCCUAAUUUCCAACGUAUUUGCAGCUAAACUCUCACCGACCAUCUCCGAUGCCCUGUUCAGUGUUCCGGUAGUCACACCCUCUCCCACCCCACCAGACAUCUACCUGCCUGCCAACAUCAAGCUUUCAAACGCCCAGCUGGCAUUCUUUCUUCGCGAGGCCAAGUCUUCGGGGCAGCCCAGUGGCAGCAGUGGUGGCGGCCCUGGUGUCGGACACCCCCUGCAGCGCUCUGAGAGUUUUGUAGUUUUCCAGACCAAGGAGCUUCCGGCAGUCAACAUCACAUUCGGGCCUUUUACUCAGGACCAGACCCUGUCCAAGGAGCUCCUCCAGCCAGCCAGUUCUCUGGACAUUCCCGGGCGGCUGACGGUCAACUGGAAGGUACGGGCGUUCAUCGUCCAGUCCCGCGUGUUUUCCAGCAACCCCACUGUCCAGGUGCUGUUCUACAUUGCCGGACGUGACUGGGACGACUUCAAGGUUCAAGACAAGCUGCCUUGCGUUAGACUCCAUGCCUUCAGGGACGUCCGGGAGAUUAAAACCUCCUGCCGGCUCAAGUGGAACCUGGCCCAGUGUCUAGCCCAGCUGGAGCUUCCCCCCACCUGGUUCAACACCAAUGUGGCGCCCCUGGGCCGGAGAAAAGGCUCCAGUGACGGGCUGGAUUCCCUUACUAGCGAGACCCUGCAGGCGGAGCUGUACUACACCCUCCACGUACCGGAUGGAACAGGGGAGUGUGGGGAGACCUCCGGGCGGCGGGGGGGUUCAAGGGCUGAGCCCCUCACCCAGCAUCCUCUCCUCCGCAUCGGCAGCAUCAGCCUGUACCAGUCGAACCAGGAGCAGCAAGUGGUGGACAAGCAGCUGGACAAGAACAUGUUCCUCAGGCUGCCAGAGAAGCCCCUCAAGCCUGGGGAGACACUCAGCAUCCUCCUCUUCCUGGUGCCCAACUCCACCGUGGAGCUGUUCACCCUCAAGGUGAAGGCAAAGAAAGGGGUGAAUCUCCUACAGACCAAGUCCAAGAAUGCCCAGUGGAAGGUGGACUGGGAAGUGCAGUCCGGGGCCAAGCACUCCAUCACCACCAUCGACGUAAACAAGAACAAAGGGGUGCAACCAGGGAAUUCAUUGGCCAAUAUCGAGGUGAUGCAGCUGGAUUUUGAGAUGGAGAACUUCACCAGCCAAUCUGUGACAAGGAGGAUUAACUGGAACAUUGAUUACCGAGGACAGAACCCGCCUCCGGAUUCAGACAAGGUGGUUACGGAGCUGACAGUGGUCCAAAAGGACAUUCAGGCCGUUAUCCCACUCUCAAUGGACACCGAGAUCAUUAACACCGCUAUACUGACUGGAAGAACCGUGGCCAUCCCAGUCAAGGUGGUCUCCAUAGAGAUGAAUGGGGUUGUCACAGAUGUGUCGUCAUUCGUUGAGUGCAAGUCCUCCAAUGAAGACAUUGUGAAGGUAUCCAUGAAUUGCGACUAUGUUUUUGUCAACGGCAAGGAGACACGGGGCUCAAUGAAUGCCAGAGUCAUCUUUAGCUACGAGCACCUGAGCUCUCCCCUGGAGCUGACUGUGUGGGUGCCCAAGCUGCCCCUCCACCUGGAACUGUCCGACAGCAACCUGAGCUUCAUCAAGGGCUGGAGGGUACCCAUUCUACCCGACCGCAGGAGCACCCGGGACAGCGAAACGGAAGACGACGACGAUGACAAGCGUGUGAGUCGCGGCUGUACCCUGCAGUUCCAACGGGCCGUGGUCAAGGUGCUGACCCAGUUCCACACCACCUCCACUGAAGGGACUCACCAGGUCAUAACCAUGCUGGGGCCCGACUGGCAGGUGGAUGUAACGGACCUGGUACAGGACUCCCUGAAGGUGGCCGACCCCCGGAUAGCGGAGUUGGUGGACCGCACCGUCCUGGUGGGCCUAGAGCUGGGCUCCACCACGCUAAAGGUGGAGUCUCCGCUGGCCGUGGAGGCGGUGCUGGGCGAGACCAGCUUCUCUGUCACCGACGAGAAGGUGUCCAUCCUGGAGCUGCGCGUCCAUGCCAUCUCCAGCCUGGCGCUGGCGCUUCAGCCCAGCCCUGGGAAUAGUCACACAAUGGUCGCUAAGGCAACUGGCCUGCAGACACUCACCGCACCAAAGCAGGAGUCCAGCUUGUCCAUCUGGCUGUACUACAGUGACAGCACUGUCUCCCUUCUGACCUUCUUCGACCCCAAGGACUACAACCUGAACGCCUCCACACAGGACGACAAGGUGGUCAGUGUUUCCCAGGAGUCCCAACAGCGCUGGCCUGUGGUGGUGGCCGAGGGCGAGGGGUCUGGGGAGAUGGUGCGUGUGGAGAUGACCAUCUGCGAGAUGUGCCAAAAGACCAAGCGCAAGAGCGUCAUCGCUGCCGCCCCGGUGUACGUCAAAGUCCGCUUUGGCCCUGAGGAAGACUCAGAGGAAGAUACCGAGACGGAGCCGGCUCCUGUCACUAGGCGGCCGCUGGUUGUUGAUUCCAACGUCGGUGGCGGAGGCUUUGAGCAGCCGGCAAGCGUACCCAUAGACUACACCAACUUCCCCACCAUCAGCAACCAGGAAAGGCCCACGGAGGGGGAGGAGGAGGAGGAUGACGACUUCAUCCACUCGCCUCGCAGUAUGACGGAUUUGGAGAUCGGCAUGUACGCCCUUCUUGGGGUGUUUUGCUUGGCCAUUCUGGUGUUCCUCAUCAACUGCAUUGUGUUUGUCUUGAAAUACCGCCACAAGAGGAUCCCCCCGGAGGGCCAGGCCAACAUGGAUCACUCCCACCACUGGGUGUUUUUAGGUAACGGACAGCCACUUAGAACCCAGAGUGACCUUUCACCCCAGCAGGUGGAGAGCCCCAGUAAUGCUCUUGAGGGAGUACAGACUUGUUGUCACGGUGACCACCACAGCAGUGGCAGCUCCCAGACCAGUGUUCAGAGCCAGGUGCAUGGCCGAGGCGACGGCAGCUCUGGGGGCUCCACGAAGGAGCACGGAGAAGAGGCAAACUCACCCACCUCCAAGCGCAAGAGGGUUAAGUUCACCACAUUUACCACCCUCCCCACGGAGGACAUGCCCUACAACUCGAUCCCCAUAACAGACGAAGAGAACAUUCAGUGGGUGUGCCAGGACAUGGGUUUCCAAGACCCAGAGGAACUGCACGAUUACAUGCGCAGAAUAAAAGAAAUAGCCUGAAGGGGGGGCCCUGUUGUAUCCCUCAGCGCUUUCUAAAAAGACUUAUCCUUUAUAUUUUUCACUUUAGAGGAAGAUAACUUUUCACAAACAAACCAAGGCCAACUUUUGGGUUCAUUUUUCUUUCAUUCUUUGCACAGUGCUGUUUCCUGUAAACCUUUUGAAAUAAACUUGUGGAAAGCCAAAGACUGGACUAGAGGAUUUAAAUCUCUAGGAAAAAUGGCUUUGUAUGCAUGUCCCUUCCAUGCCGGGAGGGGAGUGAACUUUCAAUGGGAAAAACAAAUAAGCAAGCACUACUACUGCAGAUGGAUUUGAAAAGUGGUCCAGCUUUCCCAUUAGGGGGCUUAGUUGCAAGCCUGAUAUAGAAAGGAGUGUUUUCAGUGUGGUGGGUUGGGUAUUGGCUAUGUGUUUGUUGGUUAUCAAAUCUUCAAGUACCUUCCCCAACAAAGAGGCCUUUGAUAUGCAGAUUACCAUUUCAAAGAAACAUUGGUGAGAACCAUGGUUUUAUCAUAGACAACAUGAUGGACACACAAUUGUCAAAAACUCUCAUUAAGAACCAUGUCAUGUUUGGGAUUCAUUUAGUAUUUUCUUUUUGGCCAGGCUAGGGAAACAUUCUUUGAUGGCAGAAUUUUCAUCGUGGUUCUUCUUGGUGCACUACAUUCUAUAAUUUUAAUUCAAGGUCAACAGAAAUGUUGCUACAUUUCUCAAAGUCAGUACCCUACAACUGGUUCAGACUUGUCCUGAUCAAGUUUAAUGCCUUAUCGAUUGGAUUUUACUGGUCAAUACUAAAUACCAUGCAAACACUUUGAUUAGUGGCAGUGCAGAGGGCAACAAUUCAAAAAUGAUUAAACUGGUCAAAGGUCAAGUUACAUCAAAAGAAGACAAGAGUUUGUAUAUUGUAUAUCUUCAAGUUUGAAGAUCUCUAACAUUUGUUGCAUGAAAGGAGAUACCGCGGCACAAUCAGCUAUUUUAUUUCCAAAUUUGUAAGUGUUUGUAUUGUAAUUCUUAUCUAAUCAAACAUAAACAAUACUAAAGGACAUAUGUUAUCAUGCAUUCCAUGCAUGCAGUGUCAGACCUGCCCUAACACCCUUCCUAUUAUGUACAUACCGUGUCAAACUGACGCUCACUUAAAACGCCAGUUAUUCACACUGCUACGGUGGAGGAAAAGCUGUUGAGUAUUGGGAUGUUUCCAACUGUAUUAAUAGAAUUUCUUUGCAGUUUUUACUGAUACUGUCCCAUUGUACACCAAGACCUGAUGAAUAAAACAUAAAAAGCAAAGGAACUCAUCCCACCAAUAAGACUACCCCUCCAUUCAUUUUCAUUCCUUUGUUUCAUGAUCAUCCCAAUGUCAUGAUUUUGAUCACGCACCAUUUAUUUUAUAUGAAGUCACUUUUAAAUGUGUUUUCCCCCCCAGUUAAGUCAAAUAAAUAUUAUAUUUUAAUUCAACAUAGCCAUAGCUGUUGGCCUGAUAGAUACGUGGUUGAUAAGACCAGAGGCUGCAUUGUACAGUAACUGGUUUAAACCAUUACAGAUACACGUACAAAUGUGAAUGCCAUUGCAAUGGAGGUGUGACCAUGCAAACGUUUAACGUUUCUCAGGACUAGUUUGUAAAAAAAAAAGGAGAAUGAUACAAGUUUUGGUUAGUGAAGCUGCACAAAUUAAAAGUAUUACAAAGAGGCUUAGAGCAAACUGAUGCCAUUUGUAGUUGAGGGUGUGUAGAAAUUUUUAUUUGUGUGUUGUGUUUAUAAAGCACUGAACACAGACCAUUAUUCUAAGGUUUUGCUCUACUCUUUUCAGGAGUGAAUAAUAACAUCCAGGAUGAAAAUUAAAAUUCCCUUUUGUUUUUAUACCACAUGGGCUUGGAUUUAAUUGUUUUGGGAACAAAGAUUAUGUCCAAACACCACAGUUAGAGGUUUUUCACCCCUACCCCUACAGUAUCUUACAUACCUGGUAUUUAGCUCCUUUCAUCUCAUUAUGAAAUUGAUUUACUGCACACCAUGUAUGCAUUUUUAUUUUAUACAGUAACUAUACCCCAUUAGACUGUUGUCAAAUAUUUAUGGACACAAUCUUGAAAAUCAUUAACGGGACAAUCCAAGCCCUCACCUCAAUCUUUAUAUUACAAUAGGAUUGAGGUUAUUAGCAGUUCUGACAAAUAUUUUCUUUAAGACCCAAAGUUUAAACUCACAUUUCAACUGAUGGUGUCUCAGGAUGAAUGUAUGAUUCUCAACUGUACUUUGAUCAUCAAAUUGGUAUUUCUUCUCUUGUACAACAGGUACUACCGUGGUCCACUUAAAUUGGUGCCACUGCUUAACGGCAGUGGGUGGAGUUUCUAAUAGCAGCUUUUUAUGAUAUUUGUGUGAUAUAUGGACUAUCCAAGUUGAUUUUGUCUUUCAAAAUAUCACUCAUAACCAUGUCUUCAAAACAUUUUAUGGUUCGCAUCAUUUUUAUACUUUUCCUCCCUCAUGUAUAUAUAUGUAAAUGCAUUUUUGGUAAUGUGACUUUGGUGAAGGUGUGCAUACUGGACAUUCUGUGUUUUCUUCAAGCUGCUACUAGAUACUUGACAUCCUCACAACAUGUUGUUGAAUACUUAAAAAUGUGUGAAAAAUGCCCUGUGAAGGCCAAUAGAAAAGCUGGACUGUUGGCUAUGCAAGGCUGCCACUACACUGAUGAUAAUAUGUUCAUGUACAAAGGCACUGUUCAGUUUCCUGUAUUCUCCUGAAAAAAGCAAAACGCUUGUAUUUCCCUAUCCCUUACAUGUAAAGUACUAAAGAUAAAAUACAAUACAUCAA